Messenger RNA from Symbiodinium natans, 3402 nucleotides. NCBI's taxonomy places the organism in Eukaryota, Dinophyceae, Suessiales, Symbiodiniaceae. The record is from the annotation of a GenBank genome assembly.
AUGCCUGAGGUCUCGCUUGUUUGCAGCGGCAAAGAAGAGAUGAGACCACUGGCCACGCUGCUUUCACAGCGAGGGCAUCGUUGCUACAUCCUGGAGUGGCCGGGAUGGACGCAGCACGUACAGACCAAUUGGGCGUUGGAGCGGUGCAAGACUGAGCACCUGGCGGAGGAAUACCAGGACUUCUGGUGCCAGGCCUUGGAGCAUGUUGCCCAGCGAGAGCUGGCAGGGGUCGCCGGACAAGGAGGCGAUUCCAAGGCGACUAAGCUGUGCAUUGUGGCAGCUGGGAGUGCUGCCAUCUACGCCCUUCGGGCUGUCAAGGCGCUGCAGGGAUGGUCCGAGUCGAAAACAGCGACCGCUCCGUACGACUCCCUGGUGAUGCUUGCUCCAAGUUGGAAGGCGGAGCGGCGACGAGGGCUUCUCUCCAGGCUGCAGCCGGACCACGCUGCCUACUGGAUGGGUGCUCUGCUUCACACCGACUCAAGGGUGGGUCGCAUCUUUCGAAAGUCCUACUUUGGGAAGAAGAACCUUCAACGCCACUUCCUCCAUUCGGGUGCGCCGGAUGGAAAUGAGGAGCGGCUCUUGCAGCUGGCCUCCUGGUUCUUCCAAAGGCCACGGCCCUAUGCGCAGACCGAUGCGGCAAUCGCCUAUGGAUUCUUGGAUCCUCCUAACAUCGACUCCGUCGAGAAUUUGGCUGCCGAGAUCCUCUCACAGCCCUUCAGGCCAGUUCGCACUCGGCAGGCUCUGUGGAGCAGCGUCUCGUUCCCUCCAAUUCGCCGCUGCCACAUGAAGUGGCCACUUCAGCUGUGCAAUUCGCUGUGGAUCAGUGGCUGCAGCAAAGCGACGUUGCAUCGCAGUGAGCGCUUGAAGAAAGAAGCGGGCUUGGCAGUUCGGAUCAGUUCGGCCAUGGCAGCUUUGGGAGAGGUGCUUCCCACUACUGUCACUGUGACAAGGCCCGAAGUCUCCACCAGAUGGACUCAUUCUCCAGCAGCAGUGGUGGCUGUGGAUGAUGCAAUCAGGCGUCCAGCUGGCACUUCCAGCUCGAAUUUUAAGACUGGAUUUGCUCUGGCGGUGCCGCUGGCCGCUGCUGCUACGCGGCGCAGGCCGGGGCGGAAAGGGCACACCUGUCGCCUGGCGACGAAGACCUCAACAACGGUGAGCAACGCCACCGUGAAAGGUGCAGCGAAGGUCUGCUCCGAAUGUGGCUAUGUUUUCUUGGAAGAUGAUGCUCUUUUCUGCCCAAAGUGCGGCACGCCUCGAACGGGAACCCUUGGUGUUGGAGGUUCCAAGGCCGCUCCAAAGCCCGAGGAGCCGAAAAAAGGCUAUUUUGCGCCACAGCCCACGCCACUGUUGGACUCGCUGGGAGAUGAGGGCACUCAACGGAUCCGCAGCAUGAGUGUGCCGGAGCUCAAGCAACUCGCCGACGAAGUUCGGUGGCAGGUCCUAGACGCCGUGUCAGUCACAGGAGGACAUCUCGGCGCUGGCUUGGGAGUUGUUGAGCUGACUGUCGCUCUCCACCACGUUUUUGACACCCCUCGUGACGAAAUCUGCUGGGACGUGGCGCAUCAAUGCCAGCCGCACAAGGUGCUGACUGGACGCCGAUCGCGAAUCUACACGUUGCGCCAGGGUGGAGGCCUGUCAGGCUUCGCAAAGCGGAAGGAGUCAAUCUAUGACGCCUUUGGUGCUGGCCACUCCUCAACAUCCAUCAGUGCUGCAGUCGGCUUCCAAACUGCCAAAGAUCGAUUGGGCAGGUCUGGACACAGCAUUGCGGUCAUCGGAGAUGGUGCGAUCACCGGUGGCAUGGCCUGGGAAGCCAUGAACCACGCAGGUGGCAUGGGUUCCAAGAUGGUCGUAAUUCUGAACGACAAUGGACAGGUGUCUUUGCCCACUUUCUACAACAAAGUCAAGCAGCCCGUGGGGGCGCUCUCAGAAACGCUGGCUGGCACCAGCGCAGAGACACGAGGCCUUUCCAUCCAGGGCGACAUUGCAAAGUUUGAGACUUCUUCGGCGUUUCAGAACGCAAGACAGUUUGCUAAGAAUGCAACGAAGCAGCUGUUGCCUGGGCAGCUGUCGGCAGCUGCUGCAAAGCUUGACGAGUACACGCGGGACUUUGUGAAGACUGUCCCCUUCCGUGGAAGUGGCUCGGGCAGCAAGGGAGAGCUCUUUGAGCAGCUUGGAUUCUACUACGUUGGUCCCAUUGAUGGGCACGACAUGGACACGUUGGUGGAGGUUCUGUCGAACAUCCGCCGGGACCAUGAAGACGGCACGUUGCAGAAGCCCGUGUUCCUUCACAUCAAGACCAAGAAGGGGAAUGGUUACGAACCAGCCCAGAAGGCAAGUGACAAGCUGCAUGCAGUUCAGCCAAAGUUCAAUGUGCCGAAAGGUGACGCCCCUUCAGGGCCAAAGCAACCGCCGUUCACGAAGAUUUUCGGCGAUGCCUUGGUGAGGGAGGCGGAGCGCGAUGAAAAGAUUGUGGCCAUUACCGCAGCCAUGCCCGGUGGAACUGGUGUGGGCAUCUUUGAGAAGAGGUUUGGCCCAGAGCGCACUUUUGACGUGGGCAUUGCUGAGCAGCAUGCCGUGACAUUUGCUGCAGGGAUGGCUGCCGGUGGCAUGAAGCCUUUCUGUGCCAUUUACUCCACGUUCUUGCAGCGGGGAUAUGACCAGCUAGUUCAUGACGUGGCUCUCCAGAAGCUGCCGGUUCGAUUCAUCUUGGAUCGAGCGGGUCUCGUCGGGGCGGAUGGAGCCACCCACAGCGGGUGCUUUGAUCUCUCCUUCAUGGGCUGCAUUCCGGACAUGAUGGUGUGUGCAUCGGCUGACGAGGCAGAGCUUGUCAACAUGAUCCACACGCUGGCAAAGAUCGAUGAUCAGCCAACUGCACUGCGGUUCCCCCGCGGCAGCUGUUAUGGCGACCUGGUAAUGCCCGAGGAGCCUCGAUUUCUUGAACCCGGCAGAGGGCGCAUCUGCCGCGAGGGCCGUGAUGGCAAGCUCGCCAUCCUGUCCAUUGGAGGGCGCUUGCGUGAGUGCCUGAAGGCUGCAGACGAGCUGGAGGAGAAGUAUGGCAUCUCUGCGACCGUGGCAGAUGCCCGUUGGAUGAAGCCGCUGGACAAGAACCUCGUCGGCCGUCUGGCCGAAGAUCACCGAGCUCUUAUCACCAUCGAGGAGAACGCCAUCGGUGGCUUCUCCGCGCAGGUCCAGCAGGCUCUCCUUGAAGAAGGAUUCCUCGAUGGCAUGGGAAAGACGCCGGUGGCACUUCGAAGUAUGGUGUUGCCGGACAGGUGGAUUGAUCACAACACUCCUGAGCUUCAGUACGAUGAUGCGAGGCUCAAUGCGGAGCACAUACUCCAGAAGGCUCUGGCGCUGCUGAAUCGUGUGGGCGUCAAGGUGGCCACAAACGUUGCAGGUUAA